Colletotrichum siamense is the source of this 615-nucleotide messenger RNA. RefSeq lists its product as uncharacterized. The transcript is spliced from 4 exons. NCBI's taxonomy places the organism in Eukaryota, Fungi, Ascomycota, Sordariomycetes, Glomerellales, Glomerellaceae. The coding region runs from base 1 to 615 and encodes 204 amino acids. The record is from RefSeq and is a predicted model, not a curated record.
AUGUCUACUCCUGUCGGCACAGAUGCUGAGGGCCAGGUGAAGUUCCUCGUGAACUGUAUCCGCUUUUCCAACAACGGAAGAGUCGACUUUGAGGCUGUUGCCACUGAGUGCAACAUCGCCUCGAAGGGUGCAGCUGCCAAGCGAUUCUCUCGCCUGCUUCAGCAGCAUGGCAUGAAGGCUAGUGAUCUGGCCAAGCCCGGACCUGCUGGCACCGCGUCUCCUGCCCAGACUCCCACCGGAGGAACUCCCAAGACCCCCGCCAAGAGCACCACCAAGGCAACCCCGAAGACCAAGUCUGCCGGAAAGCGCACCGCCGCCGCGGCUUCACCCAGCACCAACACCAAGCGCGCCAAGCUUGCUGCCUCGCACCCCGCUGUCUCGUCCUACAAUGACGAAGACGAUGAGGAGGACCAAGAGGAGUUCAAGGUCAAGAAGGAGGAGUCCCACUCCGCUUCCGCCGCUACCGGUUCGUACUACGAAAACACCCGAGGCCGCGAUCGCGACGACGACGACUUGCAACUUCUCUACGUGGUAGAGAAGACGACCGGUUGCCCCGUCCACGACACCGCCGAAUGCCGAGAUGCUGCCGCCGGUGACGACCAAUUUCAAGUUUAA